CCGGUCUCGGUAGCACUUCCGGCGGAAGGGACGUGGCAGUGACGUCAGCGCGGCCGGAGGGUCCCGGCGUCCGGCCCGAGCCCGCGCCGCAGGCGAUGAGCCCCGAUGCAGGCGCGCCGCCGGCUCGGCCCUAGGCAGCGGGAACCGGGCGCGUACCUGGGGCCCCCCCAGACCCAAAUCGUGCCCCCCCCGGAGCCCCCGCCCGCGGACGUCAUGUCGUGUCGCGACAGGACCCAGGAGUUCCUCUUCGCCUGCAAAUCGCUGCAGGGCCGGCAGGACCGGGGGGUCCCGGCCGGCAGAGCCCCCGGGCCCGGGCGGCAGCGCAGCGAGUUCAGCCUGAUGGCAAAGUGUGUGGGGAGGGUCCCAGGUGUGGGGGGAGGGUCCCCAGUGGCCAAACGCAAAUCGCUGUUCGACGACAAAUCCGUGGAGAUCGAGGAGCUCACCUACAUCAUCAAACAGGACAUCAACAGCCUGAACAAGCAGAUCGCGCAGCUGCAGGAGCUGGUGCGGGCGCGGGGGGGCCCGGCCGGGCGCCACCUCCAGAGCCACUCCAACACCGUGGUGGUGUCACUGCAGUCCAAGCUGGCCUCGAUGUCCAACGAUUUCAAGUCGGUGCUGGAGGUUCGCACGGAGAACCUGAAGCAGCAGCGCAGCCGUCGGGAACAUUUCUCCCGCGCCCCCGUCUCCGCCCUGGCCGCCAACAACCUCGGUGAGCCCGGGGGUCCCCGCUGGGAGAGCGGGAGUUUUGGGGGGUCCCUGAGCCCCCUGCCAACCCCCCUGAGCCCGCAGGGAGCCCGGCCGAUCGACUCCAGCGUGGAGGACGCUCAGCUCAACGUGGAGGCGGCUCACGGGGAGAUCCUCAAGUAUUUCCAGUCGGUGACGUCCAACCGCUGGCUGAUGGUGAAGAUCUUCCUCAUCCUCAUCGUCUUCUUCAUCGUCUUCGUCGUCUUCCUGGCCUGAAACUCCUCCUUUUCUCCCCGUUUUUUCCACACGGACUCGGCCCCGCGGGGCUCGGACACGCGACCCCCUCCCCACUUAUCCCACCCCCACCCCGGUUUGGGGGUCUCUCUGCCCCGGGGUCUCCGGGAGCGUUGGGAAUCCUGGCAAUGCUCUGGGACCCCUCCCCAUGGACCACGGGACCCCCGGAAUGGGGUUGGGGAUCCCUCAGGAGAGCCUGGGACCCCCAAAAUGGGGCUGGGGAUCCCUCAGGACAGCCCGGGACCCCCGAAAUGGGGCUGGGGAUCCCUCAGGAGAGCCUGGGACCCCCCAAAUGGGGCUGGGGAUCCCUCAGGAGAGCCUGGGACCCCCAAAAUGGGGCUGGGGACCCUUCAGGAGAGCCUGGGACCCCCCAAAAUGGGGUUGGGGAUCCGUCAGGAGAGCCUGGGACCCCCGGAAAGGGGUUGGGGAUCCCUCAGGAGAGCCUGGGACCCCCGGAAAGGGGUUGGGGAUCCCUCAGGAGAGCCUGGGACCCCCGAAAUGGGGCUGGGGAUCCCUCAGGACAGCCCGGGACCCCCGAAAUGGGGCUGGGGACCCUUCAGGAGAGCCCGGGACCCCCGGAAAGGGGUCGGGACCCCAUUGGUGACCCCGGGGAAUUCGGGGGGGAUCCUCUGGGGUUUGGGGGGGCUGCAGGAGCCCAGGUAAAGGUGUGAGACCCCCGGGGUGGGGGGGUCUGUGAACCCCACGAGCCUUUGGGGGGGUGCAGGACCCCCCCGAAAACCCCGGGACCCCCAAAAAGGGGGGGAGGGGUGGAGCUGGUUAAAACGGUGGGGGGGCUGUGGGACCCCCCUGGGGCCUCCAGCCCCCAAUUAAAGCCUUGGCAGCCCCAAAAAGGGGGGCUGUGGACCCCAUUAAAGCGAUUUGGGUUCCCCUGGGGGGGCUGCGGACCCCCAAAAUGGGCCUGGGGACCCCCAGAAGGGCCCUGGGGACCCCAUUAAAUUAACGGGGGGGGGGCUGCAGGAGCCCCUUGGGAACAGGAGCCCCCCGUUAAAGCCUUGGGGCCGCCAGGGGGGCGGGUCUGGGGAUGCCCUGAACCCUUCAGGGAGCCUUUGGGGCGGCCGCAGCCCCCCCCGAACCCCUCGGGCCCCCCAAUAAA
Molecule: messenger RNA, 2092 nt
Organism: Pseudopodoces humilis (Tibetan ground-tit)
Lineage: Eukaryota; Metazoa; Chordata; Aves; Passeriformes; Paridae
Source: RefSeq, a predicted model, not a curated record